UUCUCAUCAGAGAGGCAGCAUUUCAAUUCUCAUCAAUCGCAUGUGUUGUCCGCAUAGGUACGUCCGCACCACUGACUUCUCACUGACGCAUCACGUUAUUCGCUCAUAAGCACCAUCGCUGAUGGAUAUGAAUGCGACGUCCACGCGCACAUACACAUACACAUACAACUGAAUCAUAGCAGCUAUGCGUUCUUAAAACAGCUCAUCGUCAUCAUCAUAACCAUCAUCAUCCUCGUCCCCGUCCUCAUCCUCAUCCUCGUCGUCUUCUCCGUCACUGUCAUCGAUGUUAUAGUCAGGAAAGUCCACUUCGAGCUCGACGAUGCCCUCACACGCCAUUUGGCAGCACUCAAAAUGCCACUCACCGCACUUCAUCUCACUCGGGUGCACAUCAUACUCCAAAUACUGCAUAGCAACAACGUACAGACAUCAGUAUUCGUGCACAGCUACGAUAUGCGUAAGUGUCUCAAAGACAUACAUGCUUCUGAGGCGCAUCGCUACCAACGCGUUUGCCAUUAUAGAAUACUCUGACUUUGAACGGUUCGUCCUCUAACGCCUCGUACGUCCCGGGAUACCCCAGCGCCAGCCCAACAGCCUCUGCGAUCACUGUAUACUCUUUGGCCUCGUAGAAAGUCCGCCUUACAUGACUAUAUCGGGGGUGCUUCCGAUUCGCCAAUAUCCAACCACCCUGACACACACACAUACCACCACACAGAUUCCGGCAAGCCAUGCAUGCCAACAAGCGCUGAUCAUAUCACACUUUGAAUCCAGUGUGCCGCUCAGGUUGGCCCGCUGUAAGGGUAUAGCUUGUGGUGCGCAUCUCGUGGGUGAUUUCGUGCAGCUCCAUCUCAAUCCCGUCAAUCUUUGUCGCCUCUAGAAAUGGACGGAACGCUCUCUCAACGAUGCCUCUUGCAUAAUCAGGACACCUGCACAUACAGCACAGGACACACACGUACAACAAUCUUUAGCUAAGCCCCAUCCCUCGUUCUGUCAUGCCUUACUUGUACACAUGGAUCAGGACACACGGUUUGAUACCGACAAGCAGUAGCAAUAAUUCUCCCACCAGGCUCAUCUGCUUGAUGAUUUCUGCCACCGACUUGUCCUCUCCCGCGCAUAGCUUCUGCCGGUCCGCCGUUGACAAGCUAUCGAAAUACUGCCCCUCCAGAGUCUCAAAAUAGUCAAAUGCAUGCCCGAUCUUCUCGCGUGCUUCUGGUGUAGCCAUGAGGCCCUCAAAUGCUCGACGGAUCUUCCCUUUCG
Molecule: messenger RNA, 1254 nt
Organism: Vitrella brassicaformis
Lineage: Eukaryota; Vitrellaceae
Source: the annotation of a GenBank genome assembly